GUGAUCCUCCAUCACAAUGGCAGUGAUGGGGGUGCAGCUUGUGUUCUCCUUGUUCGUGGCCAGCAUCUUUCAGAAGAUGACGCCCCACUGGUCCUUCGCCCGAUGGCUCCUUUGCAAUGGAAGCUUGCACCGCUAUAAACAUCCAUCAGAAGAGGAGCUGCUUGCUCUUGCAGGGAAACAGAAGCCGAAGGGUAAGCGGGACAGGAGGAUCAACGGGGUGACCGAUGGGAAACCUUUGUCUGUUCCCCGAGAUAUUGAUUUGCGACUGGACAGUAGCCCUAUCAGGACUGUGGAUGCUCUGGUUCUGUGCUAUUUCCUGGAAUAUCAGUGGUAUGUGGACUUCGCAGGGUAUUCUACUCUGGUCUACCUUUUCACUGAAGGUUACUAUUGCCUAGUUGAUCCCCAGAAAGAAGCCAACAUUGGAAUCCUCUGGUGCCUGCUGACAGCCAUAUUCUCAGUCAAAAAUUUUUUCAUGGUGAUGCGUCAUUAUUUCCGCUCCAAGGAGGGGGGUGAGCGCUCUGUGUGCCUGGCCUUUGCCUUCCUCUUCCUUCUGAUUGCCAUGGUGGUCCUAGUAGUCCGGGAAGAUUACCUCGAAUUUGGCCUCAAUGCAGGGCUAACCAAUGUCCAUGACAAUUUGGAGGUCUUCUUAAAGGAACAAGGAUGGGAAUGGACGAUCCCUGUGACUAAGCUGACAAUUAAACUGGGCCUCGUGGGCCUCUGCUCGUUCAUUGGUGCCUGCUUGACUUUCCCGGGCCUACGGCUGGCACAGACUCAGUUGGAUGCGCUCAAGAUGGUGGCCAACCAGCCAAAGAUCCAACUCCUCCUGCAUGCCAGUUUUCUUGCCCCUGUGAUCGUGAUACUGAUGUGGGUCAAGCCCAUUUCCCGAGACCUCUUGCUGCAUGCCCCCAUGGGCAAGGAGACCGUCCAGAUCAUGUCAGACACCACCUACAAUUCUGUACGCCUCUGGACAAUUGUAGUGCUCUGUGUCCUCCGCCUGGCUGUCACCCGCUACCAUCUCCAGGCGUAUCUGAAUCUGGCUGAGCGCUGGGUGGAGCAAAUGAAGCGGGAGGCUGGCCGGAUUGCCGUGCUGGAGAUUCAGCGGAAGAUCACCAGAAUCUACUGCUACGUAACCGUUGUCGGCCUGCAGUACCUGGCUCCAAUAUUUCUCACCCUGCAUUGCACACUCCUCCUCAAAACUCUUGGUGAAUAUUCCUGGGGCCUGUAUCCUGAGCCUGCACUGACGUCUCCAGCAGUGGAUGCCAUUCCAGUUCUCCAGGCCACCUCCUCUGAUGAUCCUGGGAAAGAAGAUAUCCAGGCUGUAGCAGAACAGAUCACGGCAGCUCUUGCUGCCUUGGGCACCAUCUUCACUCCUCUUUUCUACCGGGGGCUCUUCUCUUUCUGCAUCUGGUGGAUUGCGGCCUGUCAAGUCAUUUCCACCUUCUUUGGCCUCUAUUUCCAUCAGCACUUGGCUGUGUCCUAAGCGAGAAGAUCUCCUUCUGCUCUCAGGGCGGGACAACCUUUUGGGUGCAGACUGCGUUUAGGGCCAGAAUAUGGACUUCCCUUGAGGGAUGACAGAUUAUGACAGCCACGUUGUCAUCCUUUACAGUGGGAGGAAAGAUUUUCCUGUGACAUUUCUUAGAAGAAGCCAGCUGGAUUCAAAUACUACUUUUAGAGACAACUCACAAUUGACUGGAUUCACAUCUUCCACACUAUCCCCGAAGGGGUAAAAAGUGAGUGUCCUGGUCAGCUUCAAUUAAA
Molecule: messenger RNA, 1758 nt
Organism: Candoia aspera
Lineage: Eukaryota; Metazoa; Chordata; Lepidosauria; Squamata; Candoiidae
Gene: TMEM161A
Product: transmembrane protein 161A
Exons: 12
Coding region: 17-1480 (487 amino acids)
Source: RefSeq, a predicted model, not a curated record